Mercenaria mercenaria is the source of this 12200-nucleotide messenger RNA. Its product is annotated as transient receptor potential cation channel subfamily A member 1 homolog. The transcript is spliced from 9 exons. Gene Ontology annotation, cellular component: membrane. Gene Ontology annotation, molecular function: monoatomic ion channel activity. NCBI's taxonomy places the organism in Eukaryota, Metazoa, Mollusca, Bivalvia, Venerida, Veneridae. The record is from RefSeq and is a predicted model, not a curated record. Gene Ontology annotation, biological process: transmembrane transport; monoatomic ion transport. Bases 53 to 1552 code for a protein of 499 amino acids.
UACACAGUACAUAGAGAACGCCGAUGAGAUUAAAAAAAACAAUCAUCCACUCAUGAUUAUGGUAACAAAAAAACGAACAGAACUUCUUGACCAUCCUCUAGUUUCUGCACUUCUGAAAAAGAAAUGGACAAGCAUCGGUCUUAUUUUCUACCUCCUCAACAUAUUUCUGUAUGUUCUCUACCUGGCGAUGCUCACUGGUUUUGCACUUGAUGUAAAAGCGCCCUACAAGUUCACCAAUGUUUCAACAGACGUUAAACAAGACAGGAUGUCACUAUUCGCAGCAUUUGCAAAAUACUCUGUCAUCGUUUUGACUGCUAUAGAGUUAAUCAUAGAGAUAUGUGAAAUGAAACUGAUGUUCUCGUGCACCAUGGGGUACUUUAAGGAGAAGGAAAAUAUUUUGCAAUUGAUAACGUACAUUUUGUCCAUACUUUUUGUGAUCCAUCCCAGUGGCUCUACCGAUACUGGAUAUAGGCCUGAAUGGCAAUGGACUUGUGGCACAGUGUCAGUUUUCUUGGCAUGGAUAAAUCUAUUGUUACUUAUCCAGAAAUUCGAUUGGAUUGGUAUUUAUGUUGUAAUGCUAUUCCGGGUCGGCAUAUUGUUCCUGAAGUUAUUCCUCGUCUUCUCCUUUCUGAUUGUCGCAUUUGCCAUUACUUUUCACUGUCUGCUUCAAAAUCAGGAACCGUUCAGCACGUUUUGGAUAUCCUUGGUGAAGACUACAGAAAUGAUGAUAGGCGAGCUUGACUACACAACGAUAUUUCUUGAUGAGAAAGUGCACUAUAACGCCAUCAGUCACGUGUUCUUCUACAUCUUUAUGCUAUUUAUGACCAUUGUUGCCGUAAACCUAAUGGUUGGUCUAGCUGUAGAUAAAAUACGAGAAUUCCAAACAAAAGCCGGCCUGGCCAAGAAGGAAAUGCAAAUUAAAUUUGCUUUGGAAUUGGAAAGACUUUCAGCUUCUUGGAAAUACCGCAAAUGUUCAGGAAAUGUACAAGAUCGUCAAAAUGGAACAACGGAGGUGUUAAAGCCAAGUGAACUGAACUGGCUUCAGAGGAAGAUUCUAAAAUCGUGGAAAUUAACUGAACAGGAUAUAAGACAGGCAUUAACCUCUGGGACAGAUGGUAUUUCCAAAGAAAUAACUACACUGAAGAGAGAAAUGAAGCAUAUGGACUCAGAAUUAAUGGCCCAAAUGAAAAAUGAAGUGCAAACAAUUAACACAGAUAUGCAAGAGGAAAUGAGAAAAAUGGAAUCGAGAUGGAUGCCCCAGUUGAAUAUGAUAGAGGGAACCAAAACCGAAAUGGGAAGCAUGGAAUCGAGAUUGAUGUCCCAGUUGAAUGUGAUAAAAGGAACCGAAACCGAAAUGAAAAACAUGGAAUCGAGAUUGAUAUCCCAGUUGAAUAGGAUAGAAGGAGCCAAAAUCGAAAUGAAAAACAUGGAAUCAGGACUGCAAAACAAAAUGGAAAUCAUAGACACGAAAUUGAUGACCAUUAUACAGAAUCUUAAACAAGCGGAAGACAAAGCAAGUACAACCAACCAACAAACUGAUAAAUUUAAGUAACAUCAAUGUGUUGUACUUGUAUGAGCAAGCUGGUCGUGUGACAAAAAGAAAAAGCAUCACAUAACAACAUUUAAAAAUACAUAAUUAGAAGCGAUUUUAAAAAGCUGGAAUAUCUAUAAUUGGCGCAGCUUUUUGAAACUUUUGCUACUCAUUAUUGUGAUUUAUUCAUACUGAUUUCAUGAUAACAGUAGUUAAAGAAAAUAUUCCCUUUAGCGUUUUUGUUCAAGUCAUGUUAUUAUGUUCCCAAUAUCCACGAUAUUUAAUAGGCCCGUAGUAGCACGUGCAAUGUGAAAAUUUUCCAUAAUGCCCGGCGUCAAAAUAACCUUUAAAUACUAUCGAUGUUUAUUUUUUGCGAUGCCGCAGGAAUGCAAGAUCUGGAUGAUUGCUGUAUUAAUAUCUGUUUGAAGAAGAAUGUUUGGAUACAUCUGUUUUCCCAAUGGACUAUAAAUAUAUCAUCGAUCUAUUGUAUAUGCCCUUGUUUGCGGCGUAAAGUCAGUGCGACAUCCUCGUAUGACCACAAUUUACUCUACCUUUGUAGAUUGGGAAUAUUAACAAUCGUAAAAUGUCUAUUUACCAUAUAUUUAACAAAUAAUCAAGGCCUUCGCUUUGUUCAUCGUCUAAUUUACCACGGUUCAGAGUUCAGAUGCGUAGGAAUUGAACCACGAGGGCGUUAGCCCGAGUGGUUAAAUACUGAAGCCUCUGAACGAUGAACCGUGGUAAACUAGACGAUAAAUCACAAGAAGGCCUUGAUUGUUUUUAUUCUGACAUGCACGUUGAUAUAUUUCAAUAAAUAUUAUGCUGGAAUUCAUUUACGCGAGGAGUAAUGUAUCGGACGUCAGGUGGCUACAUGACGUGAAAAUUGACGUCAUAAUGCCCUCUUACCGGUCCGUGCGUCAACCGUUGUUUAUCGCAGGAUAUAUUGCGUUUGAUUUUCUUCUUUGUUUAACUGGAAAUCAAUUCGAGCCAUGUAAGAAUAGUAAAUCACACAUUUUUCCUUGUAUUCUAGCUACAUUACAACCAUCAUCGUCGAAUACCCGCAACUAACUGACUACUUUCGUUACCCGCAUGGUUAACGGUCUGUCUUUUACCAGGAUAUAAAUGCUUUAGACACCUUACCACUGGUGUUCAUAAAUACUGCAUAACUGAAAAAUCAUGGAUAUGUAAAGUAAGACACACGUUUCAACUAUGAAUGGCACAAGUAAUGAAUGUUUAAGACCCGUAUAUAGAUAGAUGUUCGUUACAAGUUUUGCUUCUUGUGCAGCAUAGUUUGCUAAAACAUUAUUGUUUUGGUAGAAACUUAGUGCAUUGAACUAAUACAUGGGGAUGCAAAUCAUCACAUUGCACGACAUUGCCCAGAAUCGCAUAUAUAUAGUGACAUAUAUACGGACACAUGUGUUUGUACUUCUUGGCUAAUGGUUUGUGUCUGAUCUAUCAGAAGUUCGGCAAUAGAAUACCUAAUAAAGACUUAUCGCAAGUCAAUGACUACUAAAAAGGCCUAAAAUACACAUUCAUUCAUUUUACAUGUACAACAUAAUCAGCAAGUUAAAGUUGACAACUAGGGUCUCAAUCAUUUGCAUUGUAUUUUACCUUCGUAUGUCAGUCACUUUUCUCACGGGUAUCAUGAAAUACAAGCACGGGAACACAUAUGUUUUAAAAAACGAGUGCUGAGACUGGUCAAAAUAUCUUCAAAUCAUUAAGAGAGCAAUGAAAUUGCUGAAUUUGACAUAUCCUAAAACAACACUAUGUGAACUUAAUAUUCGUAAAGCAACGGCAUUGAUCGGACGUUGUUUUCCGAUGAUGUGCAACAAUAAACCAUAACUCAAUUUAUUUCACAUCUGUUAUAUUUUGUUAUCGACUUAGUGAAUACGAAAUUCGUAAUAAUGUACUGGCUUACCAAACGUUCUAGAAGUUAUACAUUACAAUGCAUGAGCUGAAAUGAAACUGAAAGUACUGUGUGAGAUGAAAAUGUUCAGCAUUCAUCGUACUGUACCAUUGAUCACUAAAGUAACUAAACACCAAUAAAUGAUAUUAGAUCUGUAGUAACAGUCAUAUAUAAUUGUGUAGUUUAUCACUGUUGCAAGCUAAGUGUUGGGCUAUUUUGAUCGGAAAAUAUUAACCGUUAUCAUAUUGUCACAUUCGAGCGAUUCUUGGAUGUAAUAUUGAAAUAAAUUUGACAUCAUGCAUACAAAACAGUGUGUGCUAUUAGAAAGGAAUAGUUUAUAAUAUUUAGUUUAUACGACUUUUUAGAUACCUUGCAAAUGUCGAUCUCUAUCAAACAAUCGAUACUAAUUACUUCUAAAUAUUCUUGUAGACCUAACAAAUAAAUUAAAAUUUCCCAAUCUACAGAAUAUAAGCAAGCUCAUCAGCUCAAACGAAUACAACGAAAGACUUACUUACAUGUUUAGUUGAGUUUAUAUGCUUAAUUUAAGCUUAUUAAACGUUAUUGAUUUAAGUUCUCUGUUUUAAUAUAAGUUUUUUUACAUCAUUCAUGUGUGACAGUCUAUCAUUAGCAUUUUAAACUUGAAAUGCGUUAAUAAAUGCUGCUUAUGAGUGCUUUUGAGUGAUUUAUAUUAAUAUUGUAGUUUUGCUAUAUAUUGUAUCAUCAUUUUUAGUCAUCAGUCCUGUUGAGUGUACGAGUAUUAAUAAUGAGGUUUUAUAAAGUUUCCGUAUAUUUUAUAAAUGCCUAAUUUUUUGUAUACAUCAUCUGUUCUGAGUGUUUUUCCAACUUACUUGUUCUUAAUGAGUGCUUUAUACAAAUGUAUUUAAUAAUAGUAAGUUAUACAUGUAUUUUGAUUUGUCAAUGAUUAUUCCAUUUGUGAAUUUGUAUGAGUUUCCGCUAUCUUCUUCGUUUUUUUUAAUAUUGGUAUGUAAUUCAUUAUUUUAUCUUCUACUAAUCAUCAGCUAUAUUGAGUGUUGUUCAUAAGUGAAUAAUAUGAUCCUUUUUUAGGACCCGUUUAAAAAUAUUGCUCUCCUUUAUCGUUUUAUCGUUUGUCAAUCAUUAGUUCUGUUAAGUAUUUCUUUUAUUAAUUUGUCCAUGAUUAUUUCCAAUCAAUAUAUUUGUAAUCGACAAAUGGGUGAUGAACGAUGAAUGAAAGAUAAUUCAAACUUUUUCUGAAUCAAUCCAGAUAUCAACUUUAACUUUUAAAUUUUAAGCAAUUAAUGAAUUCUGAGAAAUUAGAAAUUCUUCUUUUAAAAUAUUUCUGUGGGAAAUUUCAAAGAAGAAACAUUACACAUUUUUUUUGAACUUCUUCACUCUGUCAGAAAAAAAUACGCUAUUAUAUCCAACGCGAAUACGAAAAAAAGCACAACUUUGAUUGGAAAAUCUGGAGGUAUUUUUUUUUAAGGCAGUGGCUAGGUAGCCGGUUCCGGCUACGUAGACUAAAGGUCUAGGUAGCCGGCUCUAUAUAUACAUAUCGUAUAUGAACAUGUAAGCCGGCUUAAAUAAACUGUAUCUAUAAAGGAUUAUAAGGAUCAUUAUAUUAGUUAAAUAAAAUACAUUUCUUGUGAUUUAUUAUUUACUAUUUAUGUUAAAUACCUGUUUAUUUUGCCAUAUUUACGCACCCAUAUGAUAUCGGCGGACAUUUUGUUAUGUUAGAAUAUACUCGAUACAUAUUCGAGAUACAGUGAUUCAAUCUUAAAAGAAGCCUAAAAGAAAACAAAACAAACAGUUAAGAAAACAUAAAACAAAGAGCAUCAUCGUACAUUAAAUGAUGCGGCUCUACUGAACAUAACGGCGUUUGAUUUUUUCGUAUGCCUUUUUUUUAAGUGGAAAUUUUAAGUAAUCAUCACUUUCGCACUUCUAUGUGCAUCUUUAAUUAUUUAACUAAUUACUUAUUAAUAUCUUCGCCGAUCUGUAUAUAAGUCAAUGAUCUUGAUUGGUUCUAAUUGUUUGUUUGAACAUUUAUUCUAAGGUAGCUGAUGAAUGUGAAAUGUAAAAUUACAUGUACAUAUCAAAAGACUUAAUUCUAAGGGCCAAAUUCUAAAGGAUCGCCGACAAUUGAAAUCACCUAUCUUUCUUUUUUUUCAAUUUCAAAACUACAAAAAUUUAUUAAAUUUUUUAUUAAACAUGCCAUUUAAACACGCGGACGACAGUAACGACACUUUGAUCAUUUGUUGAUAACAUAACAUAAUAUCGGCCGAUAUGAUACAAGUUUGUAAAUACGACGAAAUAAACAGGUAAAUCACAAAUUUUUAGUAAAUAAUAAGUCACAAAAAUGUAAUUUAUUUAACUUAUAUAAUGAUCCUUUAUAACAAAGUUUAUUAAAGCCAGAUAUGCAUAUAUAUAGAACCGGCUACGUAGACCUUUAGUCUAGGUAGCCGGAACCGGCUACGUAGACCUUUGGUCUAGGUAGCCGGAACCGGCUACCUAGCCACUGCCUUUUUUUAAAUAUACACAGGGAUGUAACAAUUAUUCGUUUCAACACAAAGAACAUGCAUCUAUUUUGAUACUGAUUAUGCGUGACAAUCCUAAUCAAAGCACUUAAAGUGCGUGUUAUCUGUUGUGUCAUGUCUGUUUCAACACAAGAAGACGAAAUCGAUGUAUAUUGAUUAAAAGUAUCAAUUAGAGACUAUAUAAGACGGUAGUUUUCAGAAGAACAGUACUCUUGACUGUUAGGAUGAAAAUGAAAUUAAAAGAAAACAGUUCAUGCAACAGAAAAAUCUUGAAAUAUUUUUAACUUUUUUUAAUUUUCUGGUGGUUAAGUGCUGUGGAUGUAAUGAGAAUUUGGGUGCAGCGGAGGACUUAAACACAAUAUAGAGAAACAAAAGAAAUUGAUAAAGGAAUGAGUAUGAAUAAAUGUUAAAGCAUUAGGUCUGAUUAGAACGCCAAAUUCAUAGUUUACACAAGAUAUCUGUUUAUCUUGCCUCCUACAAGUUUCUUGCAUUUCUAUUGGUCAAUAGACGUCACGUGGAGACAGGAUAUAUUCCAUAUACUGCUAGUACAUUUCAGAUAUGAAUUGGUUUUAAAAAAUGGCUACCGCUUUGUUAAUUUACAAAAUAUUAGAUUAUAGCAUGUAAGUAAAGGGUAGUCGGCAAGAUAAAAUCUUUACAUAGUUUGUUGGUGACAGGAUACGGGGUAUACGCUGUCUCGAAAAUCCAUAUCAGGCUCGAGCUUUGCUCUCGCCUGAUAUGGAUUUCCUCGACAGCGUAUAUCCCGUAUCCUGUCGCCAACAAGCAGUGUAACUAAUAGUGCCAGAAAAUACUUUAUAAAUAUUUGUAAAUAAUGUUCUUUAUAUUCCUUUUUGUAAUUUCUAUUACAUUUUGUAAUUAGAUAUCAUAUAUUGUAAUGAUGAUUAUAUAUUCUACUGUUAGAUAGUUUACAUGUUAGAGGAUCAUCAGUUAUUAUAGAUUUCUGUACAUUGUUAUGUAUUGAAAUUCAUACCGGUCAUUUAUUAAAGGUCAUAUUAUAUUAGUCAGGUUUCAUUGCGUUUACAUGGAAUUAAUCUGGGUUUUUGUUGUAAGAAUUACAUAUUCUUAUUGAAUAUUGGACAGACUUUAGUUCGAUUGAAGGGAAACUUGAUUGAUAAUGACCGAUUGACCGGAUACUCCUCGUCUGAUUUGUAUAUACUUUUCUUCAUGUACCAUUUAUAAUAUUUUUUAAUUUGCCAUAUGAUAGAUUAUAACACCAUUAUUUUAUCUUGUCAUAUUUACUUAAGCCGAUGACAGUAUUCCGGGAAAUCUAGGUUACAUGAAAAAUCUCAGUAAUAUUACAUAGCAUUCAUAAAUUUAUGAGACUGUACUUGUUCGAAUUUCGCUUAUAUUUCUAUACCUAUUUUGCUUGCUAUUCAUAAAAGGUCAAAUAUACUUAAUGACUUUAAAGCUAUCUCAUCCAUUUGUAGAAAUUAUUUCAUUUUUGCAAUGGGAAUUCAAGUAGUUUUAUAUCAAUUUAUCAUUCUAUCACUGGAUAAUCUUGUCAUUUUGUUAUUAAACUUAAACGGAUAUUUGAUAUUCUUAUCCGACAACGGCAACUAAAUCUCUGUAUAUCCGAAUAAAACUUCCUCGAAUAUGAGCUUUUUAAUUUAUUUCAAGUAAAUUACCACCUUAACAGCAUUAUUUAUUAUACAUAUUUGAUAAAUGUAUACAUUAAGAAAUUGUUCUAAUGUCACAUUUUCCAAAUCCAAAGACGGGGCGUUUUUAAAUUCCAUGAGUGUAUCCAAUAGACAUGUUUCGUUCUAGAAAAAGAAAUUCACUGGGACAUUUGCUGUGGAACUUAUGAUUUUCAUAUAAAAGUUAAUAAGUGAGUAAGUAAGUAAAUUCUUUAUUUAUAGGGGGUAACUCAUUUAGCAAAGCUAAUCUUCCAUGGGACCCUCUUGCGACUAGAAUGAACGACUAGAAUGUACAGUAUUAUGAUUAUAGAAACAAAUAUUUAACAGAAAUCAAAUUUUAAAGAAGAAAUUAUAUAUUAAAAAAAUAAAAUAAAAAUACAUGAAAUGUAGUUAGCAUUAAAAUCCAUUCAUUCAUCGAUCCAUUUUAUACAGUUAAAUUUAAAACAUGACAAUAAAGAUGAGGUUUCGAGUUCUAUUGGUAAACAAUUCCAUACAAUUGGCCCUGAGUAUUAAAAAAAAACUAGCUUUAAAUAUUUCACAGUUUGUAUUUGGUAUAUAAAAAAAUAAGUUUGUAUUAUAACGCAAUGUUAAGGAUGUGUUAUUUGUUUGUGGCUUUUGCAGAAACAUUUCAUUUGUAUAAGUAAACCUACUUUAGAUGGAUUUAACGAAAACAUGAAUAAUGAUGACAAAAAUGUAUUUACUGUUAGUUUAAACAUUGAUUUUUCGUACGACAGACUAUAUUACUAUUAUUUUAUCCGUUGACAGUAUUCCAGGAAGCUUAGUUUGUGGCAUACGUGAUGCCAUUUUGCAGUAACUAGUGUUGAACUGACUUCUACAUUUCAGUAAUGUGAUUUGGCAUCUUAAACAACAAUGUGGACUUUUACACAUACCGGGUAAAUAAUGACUAAAUUUUCACUUUGAAUUUACAAAGUAAUUGUUUGAUACAUUAUUCAGAUAUGUCUUAUCUUACCUACUUUUUGAAACAAGAUGGUAUCACUAUGGUGUUUUUUAAUAAAUAGUUCUCAGUCUUUUUCAUUAGAAAUCACUUUUUACAAUAUGAAAUAAGACUUUCCUUAUGCGUUGCUUGUUCGUUUUUCGUCUUUGUUCAACUUUUUCCCUUCGGGAUAUGUACUUGUUGGAUGUUGAAGCAUCCCAUCUGAAAUAUUUUUCCAUUACAGCUUCUUUUUGUUGUGGGCCUACUAUGCAGAUGCGUGGCUCUGUGCCUGUGAUUUUGGUGCUCUGUGCUUCCGAGAAAUCUACCCUUACCUCUUAUCUUUUGUUAAGUCUAGCUACUAUUCUCAACAAAAAUAGGUUAAUGCCUGAUUUACCUGGAUUAUCUGAAAGCACAAAAUAUUUUUAUAAGUUUAGCAAAUAACGUAUUUUAUGUUUCUUUUUGCAAAUUUUAAAUUGGAAAUCUCCUUUUAUGCUUGAAAUUAGAUAAACUAUGUGCGAAUGGUUACAGAUAUGACACUGUUUGAUGGUUAUGUAUAAAAUUGAUAAACAACUUAGAAUAUCGUAACUUAUAGAAUGCUAUAACUGUUUGUAAAAUAAAGGAACCUACAAGAUUCAUACAGAUUAGUGACUAAAGGUAAUGUCGUCUUGUUUCAUUGUUAUUGAACAGAAUUAUCUGAGCUCUUGUUGCAAGAAUUAUUGAUCAUCAUAUGAUACCAUACAAACGUUAGUAGGAUUCGAGAAAAGCAUAAUAAAUGAUGAUCAAAAUGUCUUAGUCAGUCGUGUUUACAUAUUUAGUCAGAAUCAUUUGUUAUUUAAAUAACCAGGACCACGAAUGUUUUGCUUUUCAUCUAGUUUUCUGUCAUUUUGUUAUAUUAUAAAUUAUAUAAUGUUAUGUAGAUCGUGGUGUAUAUUUCAUAGACACUUUAUUAGAAAUAAUUCACUCUAUGUCCACUAUACAAAGUAUAUGGAGAACUAUCCUACUCGACCCAGCGUCGACGUCCGCUCUGUGUCCAACCUUGGUUAAAGCUGUGAUGCACUUCCCCUUUAUUUACGUUAUUACUGCACGGAUUUGAUUCAGCUUUGAAGUAGUUGUUCCACAUCAUGACCCUCAUCUUUAAAUAAGGUCCAUAGCUCUGCUACAUAUUUUUCUAGAAGUAUUCCCCCUUUCAGCUUAAAAUUUUAGGUAAAUGUUAAUGCAUUUUCACUCUAUCUCUGUAAAGGAUUUGAUUCAAACUUAAAGUGAGUGUCCCAAAUUAUAUCACACGAGGGCCAUAGCUCUGGCAUGAAUAUGUUAUUAAUUAUAACCUUUUAACUUUAAAAUUUAACGUUUAACAGAAGAAGAUACACUUUCCCUCUAUAUCCGUUUUUACCAAAUAGAUUUAAUUCAAAAUAAAAUAGUUGUUCAACAUCAUCAUCCAUAUAACACAAGGGUUAUAACUCUAUAACAUGUUUAUGAAUUAUAUCCCUCUUUUCUUUGAUCUUUAGACUAAUUUCCAUACAUUAACUGUGUCUUUGUUUUUACCAAAUGAAUUUGAUCCAACCUUAAAAUAAUUCUUCAACAUCAUCGUCCUCAUCAUAUAGCACAAGUUCUAUAACUCGGGUGAAAAUAUGUCAUGAAAAGUGUCCCCAUUUGAUUUAAAUUUUAUUCUGAAUUUGAUGCCAUAUUUCUGUUGAUACUACAUAGAUUUAAUGCAAACUAAAAUGCUUACUUCACAUCAUCAUCAGCAUCCUAUGACACAAAGUUAACAGCUCUUGCACCAAUAUGGAAUGUAUAUUGCCCAUUUUCAGGUUCAAGUUGUAAUGCAAUUUUGCUCAAUCACAGCCAUUUCUAAAUAGAUUGGUUCAAAUCUAAAAUAGUUGUUUCAUAUUAUUAACAGCAUGAUAUAACACAUGAUGGACUGCUCAAAAAAUGUUCUAUUUAUUGUGUCCCUGUUAUGCUUAGGUAAUGUUUACAUUAACUUUAUCUCUGUUAUUACUUAAUACAUUUUACACUGACUUAAAAUUGUGUCUGAUUUCUUCAUUCACAUUGGAUUCAUUAAGCGCAAGCUUCAACAGAUAUGCUCAAUUUCACCAUCCAGCAUUGAAAUAGCCAAGCGCACAGUCUGCUGUUACAUCUUUUGUUGAACUUCUUCACAUGUUUAUUUUAACGAUUUUUAAGUACUAUGUACAGGUACGCAUGAUCAUUUUAGACUUUGACAUUUUACUAACAAAGAAAUUUUUAAGUACAAUUGCUAGUGUUACCUCAGUCAAUGCGCAGGUUAUGAAAUCGGUACAAACACCAAAACUAUGUUUUGCAUCAAUGAUGGAUUGUAUCGCGCAUCCUUGACCCACCUAUUUCGACGCACAUAACAGGCAACAUGAAUGGCUUAAACAUUUUUGCAGUUGCUGUAAGUAAUGUGCUACAAAAAAAAACUGUCAUGGAUUCUGCAAUAAAAUUUGAAACAACAGCAGGUGCAAGGAGAUAAUCACGCUCAUUGAAAACAUAGAAAUCUCCAAUAAUAUAGGUGGCUAAGACCAUAAAUAAUCAUUGCUUUUUAAUACACACUGUCUGAUGUAUUCUAUUUCGUUCUUUUGGACUGCCGUAUCUACAGAGGAAUUUGUCACAAUUACUUUGGUACAAAACUUUAGAUGGACCAAAUGUUCUUGGCUAGCGAACAUAUUUUGGAUGCAUAGUUAUAAAUGUUUUGAUUAUAUAAUGCGCACACCUUCCUAAAUAGUGCAUAGAGUAGUACGCGAUAUAUUCCAUCAAGUAUAGAAAAGAAAAAAAGAAACGUAUAUCAAAAGAAAAGUAUAUGAUACAAUGUAAUAUUAAACUUAACCAGUUCAGUCACCAUUGAAGGAUUGGUUAGAUCUCUUUGAUGUUUUGAGUCCUAUGCAUUUAUCUUGGUUGUUCAAUAAAUGUCAUAAACUCAUGUUUCAGUGUCUUUACAUGAAACUUAUUUGUCAAGUUACAGAUGCUCACAUGACAACAGACAUACUAUAUGUGAAAACAUGAUAGAUAAUGACCGAAAAGUCUUUACGUACGUGUUAAAGGAAGUGACCUCAAGAUCGAUCGCACUGAAACAAAGAAAAAGAAAAUUUAAAGAUAUCAGCAAAUUAUUGUUAUUUUUUAAAAGGCAUAAAUGAUUAAUGACUGAUAGAUUUCUUAUUUAGAAACCAAUGGUUAAUUGUUGUUUUUAUCAGAAACAAAAAGCGCUUAUAAUGGGAUACCGAAGGUAAAUUGCUUUAAUCAUACUUGAUAUAAACGUUUGUUAAGUUCAAAUUCCACCGCAUUGCAUUGGUCAAAAAAGUAGGAAGGUUUUUAUUUCCGAGGCAACCUUGAAUUCUAUUCCAGGCUCAUACGUGUUUUUGUUGUUGUUUUUUGUUGUUUUUUUUUUCAGGAUUAAAAAAAACGUUUUCACGUUAAAAAUAACAAUUUUGUUUUAAUGUUCAUAAUAUGACUAAACUUAGGUUUAAAGAAGAUCCGAAAGCCAAAAUCUGGAGUCAAGUCCAUUUAACAUUGUCAGAAUCAUUAAUUCUAUACAAUAAUCAGAAUCCAGAAUGUCUUGCUUUGUUUCUACUUUUCUGCAGUUUAAUAUACAAAACAUUUAUGUAUGUAGCUUUUGAUAUGUCGUAUGAUAUACGCUUAAUUGGAAAUAAAGCACUCAUAA